Messenger RNA from Rana temporaria (common frog), 649 nucleotides. RefSeq names its product fucolectin-like. The transcript has 4 exons. The record is from RefSeq and is a predicted model, not a curated record. Lineage: Eukaryota; Metazoa; Chordata; Amphibia; Anura; Ranidae. Bases 29 to 559 code for a protein of 176 amino acids.
UUUCAGAAGCCUCAGGACUCUGUUCAGAAUGAAGACUUUGGUUGCUUUGGUUCUGUUGGGAUCGUUGGGUCUGGCUCGGUGCUGCAGCAUCCACCCUGGAGACACAAAUAUCGCCAGAAGCGGAGAAGCCUCGCAGAGUUCUGAUCUUUUGUUUGAGCCUAUUGGUUACGCUAAAAAGGCCAUUGAUGGUGUGACCGAUACCAACUGGUAUCACGGCUUCUGUAGCCACACGAAUGCGGAGCCGUCACCCUGGUGGAAGGUGGACCUGAAACAGAAAUACAAAGUGAAUGUCGUUGUGGUCAUCGGCCGGUCGGACUGCUGUAUGGAACGGAUGAAGGACGCCGAGGUCAGAAUUGGAAAUUCUCCAGACAAUAACAACCCAGUGUGCGGUAAGGUCACCCAAUUAUCUGAUCCUACGACAGCGUUGUGCUGUAACGGGAUGGAGGGUCAAUACGUCAGCGUGGUGAUCCCGGGGCUCAAUGAAUUCCUGCACUUGUGCGAGGUGGAGGUCUACGGGGACCCCGUGACUCAGACUGAGGAGAAGCAUGUCUGCUGGUAAACUUCAGAGGACCACGACAGAAGGAAUACUAAAGUUCAUCAUCAAAUUUCAUGUCCAAUUUGAAGAUACGUCUGUUCUCCUAUCUAGCUA